UCUCUCUCUAACUCCUUCCCUAUUAAUCUGUCAUCGUCUUCCAAUAUCUGACGCAAUACGACUGGUCUCACAUGACUCUCUGCAACCCACGUAGCCAUUACAGACAAAAUAAAAGCAAACCCUUCUCUCUUUCUCUCUCUUUACCCCUUCUGCAACUCUGUCACUCCAUAUUCAGUCCUGCCAGAAACCCCAUUAACGUCCUAAAGCUCUGCUUUUUUUUCUUUUUACUUUUUACCCACCUCUCUCUCUCUCUCUCGUGGUACCUACUACUACUACCAUAGUUGAACACCGUUCUCUAUAAUUUAAUCUUUUCUGUUUCUGUACUUUCUUUUUUCUUAUUCAAUUUUGUUUUUUAAAAAGGCUUUUUAAGGGUUUAAAUUUCUCCCCAUUUUGUAUACUGGCUCUCCCAACAAUGGAAGCUUUCAGUUUGCUUAAAUACUGGAGAGGUGGCGGUGGCACUGGGGGUGGUAGCGGCGGAGAUGUUGCUGGGAACAUCCGACCCACUUCUGCUGUCGCUACGAUUGUAACGGCCGUCAGUAAAAACGCGGCUGAAACUGACGACGACGAUGAUGACGACGAUGGACCCUUCUUUGACUUGGAGUUCGCGGUCAACGACGACGACGAAGCUGAAGUUGGAGACGAAGAUGAAGAGAAUACCCCAAACGGAGAAGAACCCAGUUCGGGAGAAAGCGGUAACAGCUUAGACGACAGUGAUCUAGACGAAGAAGAAGAAGAGGAAGCCGAAGUCGUUGUCGAAGACGAAGACGAAGACGAGGAGUGUAAUGGUGAAGAGGUUGACGAGAGAGAGUUUAACUUCACACUCUCUUCUGGCUCAAGCAAUGAUCGUACGGACACCAAUCUGGCUCUCUCUCCUUCUGAUGAUUUGUUCUUUAAAGGUAAGCUGGUCCCCAUCGAGUCUUCUUCCAUCGUUUUCAGUCCCUCCGAGGCUAACUCGAAACCAGCCCAGUUCCCUGUUUCGUUGCUUAAAUCCGCCACCAAGUUUCGAGUCUUCAUGUUGGGGCUCAAAAAAUCGAGAUCAAAUGCUGCUACUACUACUACUACUAAUAAUAAUACUAAUAACAAUGGCGGAGAGAAGACAGAGCCUGUCAAUGGAUCUGUUUCUUCUGGUCCCAAACAACAGCCCAAAAAACAAGAAACUCAACAGAAGGACCCAGCCGAAAAACAUCAAUCCCAAAAGAAUCAACAACAGGGGAAGUUCUUCACUGUUAAGCUAAAGGUCGAAGAAGUUCCUAUUGUCUCUCUGUUCACCAGAGACAACAGCUCCAGAGUUUCGAACAAGUCUCAGAAACAGAGCUCCGAAAACGAAGCAACUGCAGCUACGGCUGCUGCUGCUGCUGCGGUAUCCUCGGAGGAGAAACGUUUCGCUAAAGAAGUUGUGCAGAAGUAUCUUAAAAUGGUGAAGCCUCUUUACGUUCGAGUUUCGAGAAGGUAUGGUGAGAAGUUAAAGUUUUCUGGCCAGCUUAGCCUGAAUGGUUCGGUGGCCAAAGCAGCCACUUCGCCGCCUGCGUCGACGGUGGCUCAAAAGCCGAACCCGACGGAGGCUCAGGCUUCGACUCAGGCUUCAGCUCCGGUUCAUGCGGCGUCUAACAACUCUGCUGUUGAGAAGAGUCAAACGGUGGAGCCGGAAGCUCCAGAAGCUCCGGCUAACAACGCUAACAAGUCUCUGAAACAGGUAAACUUGCCAGCCGGGCUUAGGGUGGUCUGUAAGCAUUUGGGUAAAAGCCGUUCGGCUUCAUCGACGGCCGCCGUUGCUCCGACGGGUACGGCGGCGUCCAAACGACGAGAUGAUUCGCUUCUUCAACAGCAAGAUGGUAUCCAAAGCGCUAUACUCCAUUGCAAGAGAUCAUUCAAUGCUGCUAGAGAUUCAGAGUCAAAUCUUCUAUCACGGUGUGCGAGCGAUCCCUCGAAUGAAAAAUCUUUGGACUUGUCAAGAAAGCCAUCUGAUUUAGCCAAAAGUAGUGGUGAUCAACGGUCGUGAUUCAUCAUCAUCAUCAGUAUCAAUCUUAAUAGCCAAUCUUUUGGGAAAGUGGCGGGAGUUUUGGACUAGAUAAUAACAAAGCUCAAUGUUCUUGUUGGUCAAGCUUAGUUUUUUUUUUUCUCAGUGAAAACUCAUCCUCAAAAGUGAAAAAGUACAGAGGAAAAUGAGUUCAAUCUUCAAUGAGUUCAUAUAUAUAUAUAUAUAUCAGUUCUCGUAUGUUGGUAUCUUCUUCUUCUGUAAAUGUUUUAUGAAAAUGCAGAGAUAAAUCUUUUAAAAGGGGGGGUUUGUGAUGAUAAGUCAUGAGUAGGAAUGAACCUUCACUCUCUGCCAUUGUAAAGCUCGACUUUCCCUGAAAGUGAGAGAAAAAAAAAAUCAGAUCUUUGUACCUAUCUAUUCCUUUGUAAUCAGAGUUUAGUAUUAGUAGAGAAGAGAACCCCCUUUCAAUUGAAAUUACCAAAAUACCAGUGUAACGUUUAUUAAA
Messenger RNA from Humulus lupulus (European hop), 2480 nucleotides. Its product is annotated as probable membrane-associated kinase regulator 2. The transcript is spliced from 2 exons. The coding region runs from base 413 to 1999 and encodes 528 amino acids. Lineage: Eukaryota; Viridiplantae; Streptophyta; Magnoliopsida; Rosales; Cannabaceae. Gene Ontology annotation, cellular component: plasma membrane. The record is from RefSeq and is a predicted model, not a curated record.